AUGACGUUCGAUCGGUGGUACAACAAAUAUGACGAUCUCUUCGAGGAGGAUGGCAAAGAGCUCAACGAUGCGGCGAAGAUUCGACUUCUUCUUCGUAGCUUGAGUGUUCCUGUGCACGAAAAGUUUUUGAGCUAUCUUUUGCCAAAGCACCCACGCGACUACAAGUUCAAGGAGGUGGUAGACAAGCUGAAGGCCAUUUUCGGAGUUAACAGAUCCCUGUUCAGCAAGCGUUACGAUUGCCUUCGACUGGCCAAGAGCGACGCCGAUGACUACAUCACGUUUGCCUCGCUUGUGAAUCGACACUGCGAGGAAUUUGAGCUGCCGCAAUUGAAAAUCGACCAGUUCAAAGCGCUGGUGUUCAUUUGUGGUCUGCAGUCAUCUAAGGAAGCCGAAGUACGAACCAGACUUCUGUCUAAGCUGGAAGCGGAAGGAGCUACAGAGAUCAACUUGGAGGCGCUCAUUACCGAGUGUCAGCGUUUGUCGAAUCUUAAACACGACACCGCGCUGGUGGAAAAUCCGCAAUCCGCAGUGGUUCAAGCCGUCACGUCGCAGCAGCCGCCCGCUUCGGUUCAAGCUGUAGCAGCUCACCAGCGGCACAGGUCGCCGAAGCCAAGCACAGCGGAAGUCGCGAAACACCCAGCAGAAGCAGUACCACCGUCACCUUGCUGGCAGUGUGGAGCAAUGCACUUCGUAAAGGAGUGCCCUUACACCGAACACACGUGCAGGCAGUGCCACAAGCAAGGGCACAAGGAAGGAUACUGCAACUGCGUAAACAGAACCAGCAGUUCAGGACCAAGUGACUCCAACAAGCAAUUCCGGAAGCAGAAAAAGAAACCGGCGCAGUCGAACCAUGUCCACGUAAUCAACAACAUUGGCAACCGCAGAAAAUACGUAACUACUCGUAUCAACAACAACGUGGUUAAACUACAGCUGGACUGUGGAUCGGACAUCACAGUCAUUUCGGAGCAAUCCUGGCAGAUCUGUGGAUCUCCUGCGCUCGUUCCGACUCUGCACCGGGCCAACACAGCUUCGGGUCAGCCGUUACCGAUCGUCGGUGAAUUCAACUGCGCUAUGAAGAUUGGGGAGGAAUCGCGGACCGGAGUUUGCUACGUCACGUCGGUGAAAGGACUCAACUUGCUGGGCCUUGACUUCAUUGACUCGUUCGACCUCUGGAGCAAACCGCUGACUACCGUUUGCAAUCAGGUAAAUCGUUCCAAUUUGAUCAAUCCUGCUAGCCGGUACCUCACCCGAUUUCCUGAAGUUUUCAGUGACACGCUGGGGCACUGCACCAAAACUAAAGUGAAACUUUACCUCAAGGCUGACGCACAACCCGUGUUCCGGCCAAAGCGACCGGUGCCGUUCCAUGCCGUUGAGUUGAUCGAUGCCGAGCUGGACCGGUUACAACAACUGAACAUCAUCACGCCAGUAGAUUAUGCUGACUGGGCUGCUCCAAUUGUUUCGGUCAGGAAACCAGGAGGUAAAAUCCGGAUAUGUGCGGAUUACUCAACUGGCCUGAACGCGGUGCUGGAAUCGCACCACUACCCGCUGCCAACGCCAGACGACAUCUUCUCGAAGCUCUCCGGAAGCAAGAUCUUCAGCAUCAUUGAUCUAUCAGACGCCUACCUGCAAGUUGAGGUGGAUGAUGACUCGAAGAAGUUGCUGACGAUCAAUACUCACCGUGGACUGUUCCAGUUCAACCGGCUGUCGCCGGGAGUAAAACCAGCAACGGGAGCAUUCCAGCAGCUAAUGGCCAAGAUGUGCGCUGGGCUCAAGGGAGUGGACAACUUUCUAGAUGAUUUCAUCAUCUACAGCGCCACCGCACGCGAGCAUGAUGAAAUUCUCAACGCUCUCUUCGCUCGCAUACAAGAAUACGGAUUCCACCUCCGACCAGAAAAGUGCAGUUUCUACAAGGCGGAGAUCAAAAUCUUGGCUACAUCGUGA
Culex quinquefasciatus (southern house mosquito) is the source of this 1941-nucleotide messenger RNA. RefSeq lists its product as uncharacterized. Bases 1 to 1941 code for a protein of 646 amino acids. NCBI's taxonomy places the organism in Eukaryota, Metazoa, Arthropoda, Insecta, Diptera, Culicidae. The transcript has a single exon. The record is from RefSeq and is a predicted model, not a curated record.